This is a messenger RNA of Nicotiana tabacum (common tobacco), 3417 nucleotides long. The record is from RefSeq and is a predicted model, not a curated record. Lineage: Eukaryota; Viridiplantae; Streptophyta; Magnoliopsida; Solanales; Solanaceae.
ACUUGUCCAGUCUUGACUAUGUGGGGUGUUAGAAUCCUACAUCGGUUAAGUGUCUUCUUAUGUGGUUUUUGAACAACUCUCACCGCUUAAGCUAGCUAUUGGAGUUGAGUUAAGUGCGGGAUCCAUUUUCUUAACAAUGUUGUUAUAAGCCCUUAUGAUGUUCAACUUUUGUGUAAUACCAGCUACUUGGACAAGCAUGAUAAGGUUAAGCAAAAAAGGGAAGAUUUCAAAUGAAAAUGCAUUAUUCCAAAGAAUAUGUGAAAUAAGAGAUGAAAUUGACAUAAAAUAGAUCUACAUCUACAAUCACCCGAUCGACUUUUACCCGACAUAAGAAGUAUUUGGGCAGAUUCAAUAUUUUCUUCAAUUUUUGUGGCAUUUGUUUUAUCUUUAUUGUUAAGUUCCUACUGGCUGUCAAUCAUGCCCUAAUAUCACUUAGUAAUGAAUUUUCUGGUGCCAAUGAGAAUAAUGAUGCUUUCUCUCUGAUGCACCAUAUUUGUACUAAUUUUUACUCACUUUUGCUGUUUGUCAAAUGAUCAUGUUUCAUGUGGACUAGAUGAAAGAGAUUAGAGAUGGAUCGCAGGCUAAUCAUAUGUCAAAAUCUGCAUCUUCUGACUCUAAUCCACUAGUUCUUGAUGUUGAUGAUUUCAAGGGAAACUUUUCAUUUGAUGAUUUGUUUGGUAACUUGGUGACUGAGCUAUUGCCUUCUUAUCUGGAAAAAGAAGCAGACUCAUCAGAAAGUCAUGGGAACAUCGUUGGAAUUGAUGCACUAUCAAAUGGGAAUUUGCGGUCAAAUGCAGGAAAAUCGGCUCAAGGACUAUCAAGCCCAUUGUUCCCUGAAGUUGAUGCUUUAUUAUCUUUAUUUAAGAAUUCAAGCACCCAAUUGGUUGAUCUCAAAAGACAGGUUGAUGGUAAACUAAACAAUCUCAAAAAAGAAGUUGCUGUCCAAGACUUGAAGCACCGUAAGACACUUGCUGAGCUGGAAAAAGGUGUAGAUGGAUUGUUUGGUAGCUUUGCACGUCUAGAUUCACGUAUAUCCAGUGUGGGUCAUACUGCAGCCAAAAUAGGAGAUCACUUGCAGGAAAAGUGCAUCAACAUGCUGUAUAGAAGAUCAUUUGCUGAUGAAGAUAUUGGAAGACAAAAAACAACUGUCUCCUCUGCUGUUGGCAAUGCAACUUCAAGUAAAGGAUUGGAAGUUGCUAUCUCAAACCUUCAAGAGUACUGCAAUGAGUUGGAAAACAGAUUAUUAGCUCGAUUUGAUGCGGCCACACAGAAGCGCGAUUUGACUAGGAUGGGUGAAUAUGCUAAAAUUUUGUCACAGUUUAACAGGGGUACCAGUGCCAUGCAACACUAUGUGGGAUUACGUCCAAUGUUUGAUGUUGAGGUGAUGAAUGCAGAUGCCAAAUUGGUUCUUGGUGAUGAGGGUGCCCAACCCAGCCCUAGCAAUGUUGCUAAGGGACUUUCUUCAAUGUUUAAAGAGAUUACAGACACGGUGCGAAAAGAAGCUGCCACCAUAGCAGCAGUUUUCCCUUCCCCUAAGGAUGUAAUGUCGAUAUUAGUUCAGCGUGUCUUGGAGGAUCGUGUUCCAAAACUUCUAGAGAAGCUCUUGCAGAAACCAUCUCUUGUUAACCCACCUCCCAUGGAAGAAGGUGGACUUGUAUUAUAUCUCAGAUUGCUGGCCGUUGCAUAUGAGAAGACACAAGAGUUUUCUAAGGACUUACGAAGUGUAGGAUGUGGUGACUUGGAUGUUGAAGGUUUGACUGAGUCUUUGUUUCUACCACACAAAGACAUAUACGUGGAGUGCGAGCAAGCCUCUCUUAAGCAACUUUACAAAGCUAAGAUGGACGAACUGCGUACUGAAAACCAGCUGUCCUCAGAGUCGUCCGGGACAAUUGGACGCUCAAAAGGUGCUUCAAUGGCACUUUCUAACCCUGAAAUUUCUGUCGCUGUGGUGACAGAGUUUGUUCGUUGGAAUGAAGAAGCAACAUCCAGAUGCAGUUUGUUUUCAUUACAGCCUGCGACACUUGCUGCUAGUGUUAAAGUUGUUUUCACAUGUCUUCUGGACCAAGUAAGUCAAUACAUAACAGGAGGUCUUGAAAGAGCCCGAGAUGGUCUUACUGAAGCUGCUGCCUUAAGGGAAAAGCACUUGCUGGGAACUAGUGUUAGCCGAAGAGUUGCUGCAGCUGCUGCUUCUGCCGCGGAAAAUGCAGCUGCUGCUGGCGAAAGCAGUUUCAGAUCUUUCAUGCUCGCUGUGCAACGUUGUGGAAGCAGUGUGGCUAUUUUGCAGCAAUAUUUUGUGAACUCCUUAUCGCGGCUUUUGCUUCCUGUGGAUGGUGCUCAUGCUGCUUCCAGUGAAGAAAUGGCAACAGCUAUGUCGCGUGCAGAGAAUGUUGCCUGUAAGGGACUUCAACAGUGCAUUGAAACUGUCAUGGCUGAGGUGGAAAGGCUACUGUCAACCGAGCAAAAAGCAACAGAUUAUCGAUCACCUGAUGAUGGCAUUAUCCCCGACCAUCGGCCAACAAGUGCUUGUGCAUGUGUUGUUGCAUAUCUUUCUCGUGUGCUUGAGUCGGCAUUCACUGGAUUGGAAGGGCUUAACAAACAAGCGUUCCUGACUGAAUUGGGGAAUCGCUUGCACAAAGCAUUGCUUAACCAUUGGCAAAAGCUCACUUUUAAUCCUAGUGGAGGAUUGCGUUUGAAGCGUGAUAUAACAGAAUAUGGGGAGUUUGUUCGUAGUUUCAAUGCCCCUCAGAUUGAUGAGAAAUUUGAACAGCUCGGGAUCAUCGCAAAUGUGUUUAUUGUUGCUCCUGAAAGUCUUGGCCCACUGUUUGAGGGAACUCCAAGCAUUAAGAAAGAUGCUCAGAGGUUUAUUCAACUUCGCGACGAUUACAAGAGUGCAAAACUUGCGUCAAGGCUCAGCUCCUUGUGGCAUUAGCUUUAGUUAGAUCAGAAAUUGCAUUCUGAAGUCAAGACAUCCUACUGCUGGUAGCAUAGAUAGAGUUGACGAUUAUAUGGCAAGGCUCGUCCAUCUAAUACUGGAACUUUUAUUCCUGAGCUAGAAGAUUUGGGGAAGUUUUGCUAAUUUAGAGGUAGUUCAUUGGUCCUAGUUCUAAGUGAUAUGUGUGGCAAUAUUUUAAUGCCCUUUGGACAAGUGUUUUAGCCCUUCUAGAAGGUUAUUAUUAGUGGCAAAAGAAGACUAAAAAGUGGUAAAUGUUCAGCCACGUUUUUGCCAUGCAAAAUCCAAGUUUCAUGCAAUUACAACUAUAAAUAGGCUCUCACUUGACAAGGAAAUGACCAUUAGCAAAAAAACAUCACUACUCCCCUUUCCUUUCACGCCUACCUUCUUCUUUUGUUGUCCAAUAUUAAACAUUAGUUGUUUCCUUUCUUAUUUACUUUUUCUACUUGCUAGCUGGAUUUGUAAUA